AUGUCGUCCUGCACAGUCUGCAAAAAGGGUCCGCCCCAGGUCAAUCUAAAAAACUGCGCAAAGUGCGCCACAACACCAUACUGCUCCCGCGACUGCCAAAAGGCCGACUGGAAAUCCCACAAAAAGACGUGCGGCCGGACCGACGCCUCCGCACAACCCCGAGGUGGCGGUCCCUCCGGCACCGGUGCCGGCAACCCCACAUCCGCCGGCACUGCGCUAUCCCCGCCAAAGGGCCUAGACCAGCCCGUCACCCGGCCCUUUACGCGCCUCGACAACGGCACCUGGCUCCACGACCGGCCCGAGGCGGACGUCUACCGCCUCCUCAUCGACGCGUACCGCCUGCACGUCGAGGACGAGUACAACAUCGACGGGGACGCGGCCGAGGACAGCAUCUACGGCGGCGCGGACAAUGGGCUCGAGGGGUUCCGGCGCUUUUUGAAGAACGCCGCGAAGCGGAAGGGGUUGUUGCCGGCGUGGUGGAGCGCGGAGAAGCAGGCGGCGUGCGAGCGCGUGGGCGGGGUGGACGAGGAGGACGAGGAGGACGAGGAGGAGGGCGCUGAUGCUUACUAUGAUUUGGGGUCCGCUGUGGAGAAGGCUGAUAUUAUUGAGCGGUAUGGCGACCCGCGGUUCCCGAUGCAGCUGCGCAUGUUUGCCGAGGCGGUGAAUUUGAGGGGCCCGGGAGGGCAGGAUGGCACGCCGAUGAGGAAGAUGAUGGCUUCGAUGGAGGGCGGGGCGUAUGGGCCUGCGGCGAUGGGGUCGACUAUUGAUGUGACUACGAUGAACAGGUCGAAUUUUAGGCACUGA
This is a messenger RNA of Colletotrichum costaricense, 804 nucleotides long. RefSeq lists its product as uncharacterized. NCBI's taxonomy places the organism in Eukaryota, Fungi, Ascomycota, Sordariomycetes, Glomerellales, Glomerellaceae. The transcript has a single exon. The coding region runs from base 1 to 804 and encodes 267 amino acids. The record is from RefSeq and is a predicted model, not a curated record.